CUGCUGCUAUGCUCAUUACAAGGUCAAGCAUCCUUUGGUGAUUCUGCCCAGUCAGUAAUCGGAUUACAGUUAAAACCUUUUGAAUUUAAUUUGCCCCGGCAGCCUGCGCGUGGCACGGGAUUCCACGUCAACAAGCGGUUGCCAGGUGAAGGCAGACAAGCCAGACAGUUCCACAGCAUCCAGCACCUCACAGGCUAAUAGCCUACUAAUUCAGAGAUUUGAUAAAACCAUUGUAGAACCGAAUCAACUAUUAUUGACAAGGUGAGAUGAUAAGGAAUUUAUUUGGAGCCUUGACCUAGCCUAUAUAUUUGUUAUUGAUAAAAUGCCGACCACAAGGGUUAUCAAGCAAAAGCCUGUUAUUGAAACGAAAACAAGAGUCGUCGAAGUGAAAACAAAACCGGUUGAAACGAAACCAGCAUCGACAACUCAACACAAAGUCACAGCUCCUCGCAAACCGCGGGCGUCGAGCUGUCCCAGAUGUAUCCAUAGCGACCGAUGCGAGACCACGAAGACCCAGCAGCAGGUCAAGCUGUGCGCUCCCAGGUGCGAUAGGAGAGCGAGAUCAACCUCCACCGCUCCCAAAUCAACACUCUCCUCUUCGAAAUCAGCUGUGCUCUGUCAAAAACCAACAGCCACGUCUCCAAAAUCAACUGUAACUUCUUCAAAGUCUAAAGAAGCAUCUCAGGCGAGGCAGGAAGAGGAACGGACUUCGAGACCCAGGGCGUACUAUGCAAUUCAGAGUCACAAAGCUUUCACGGUCAUCCCUCCUAACCCCAAGAAAAGAAUAGAGAUCCAGCAAAAGGCAGAGGCAGAGCUGGCAGCUUUGGAGGAUCUGAGGCUGAGCAAAGCCACACCCUAUGUCUCCAUUGACCCCAGCAGUGUUGGUGAGACAUGGCUACAGAUUGUAACACCAGAUAAUGUGAUUUAACCCCACAAUUUCACAUUUAUACUGGUAGUUACAGUUGUGGCUAUACAAAACGUCGCCAGAUAUUUUUCAACUAACCUGGUAUAGGCGAUACUAUCUUCAUGCUCGAUUCGUGGAAACAGGAGUCUCGUAAAAUAUCUGUGUCUAGUUGCAGGGGGUUUGUUUGAAUUUAGAAAAUGCUCUGUUAAAAAAAUAAAUGUAAAUGUUUUGCACCUUGAAGUAAUUGAACAAUGUGUGUGGCACCAGUGGGGCAGCAGGUAGCCUGGCGGUAAAGCGUGUUGAGACAGUAACACAAAGGUUGCUGUUUUGAAAAUCUGUCCACGUGCCCUCGAGCAAGACGCUUAACCCUAAUUGCUCCUGUAAAUCAAUCUGGACAACAGCAUCUGCUAAAUGACUGACAUGUAAAUAUAUAUUUUCAAAUCUUUGAUUGAGACAGAUGGGUCCACGAUGACAGACACCUGUCUCCAUCAAUGUGAGAAGACUUGAAAUAGACAAGAUGUCGGGGUACACAUUGUUGGAUUGCUUCAUGGAGCAAAACCUUUAUUUAUUUGAAUAACUGAGCAUUUUCUAAAUUCAAACGGACACGGACAUUUUAUGAGACUCCUGUUUCCACAACUUGAGGUUGAAGAUAUUAUCGCCAGAACCAGGUUUGUUGAAAAAUCUCUGCCUACGUUUUGUAUAGCCACACCUGUAACUACUAAUAUAAUGGUUCAGUUUUGGGGAGUUACAAUCUGUAGCUAGGUGACACACACACACACACACACACACACACACACACACACACACACACACACACACACACACACACAUCUCCAAGCACAUACUGUAGAUGCAGUGAUAAACAAGGUGAGUCCUUGAAGAGUUAAAUGUUAAUAAUGAGUCUAAUGGGAUUAGAAUGACAUGCUCUAACAUGUUUCACAGCAACCAGCAUACUCUCCCUUGUGGAGCACUGUCUGGAGAACACCAGCAUACUCUCCCUUGUGGAGCACUGUCUGGAGAACACCAGCAUACUCUCCCUUGUGGAGCACUGUCUGGAGAACACCAGCAUACUCUCCUUUGUGGAGCACUGUCUGGAGAACACCAGCAUACUCUCCCUUGUGGAGCACUGUCUGGAGAACACCAGCAUACUCUCCCUUGUGGAGCACUGUCUGGAGAACACCAGCAUACUCUCCCUUGUGGAGC
Oncorhynchus nerka (sockeye salmon) is the source of this 2107-nucleotide messenger RNA. RefSeq lists its product as uncharacterized. The record is from RefSeq and is a predicted model, not a curated record. The transcript is spliced from 3 exons. NCBI's taxonomy places the organism in Eukaryota, Metazoa, Chordata, Actinopteri, Salmoniformes, Salmonidae. The coding region runs from base 323 to 928 and encodes 201 amino acids.